AUGAAGGCUUCCGUCAUUGCGUGCUUGGUCGCCGCGGCCUCUGCUUUUCCCGCGGGCAACAUCAUGAAGCGUCAGGCUAACCCCGAGGCCGCCGCUGGCUUGACCGAUCUCGAUAUCCUCAACUUCGCGCUUACGCUCGAGUGGCUCGAGGCUACUUUCUACCAGCAGGGUAUUGCGCAACUAGGCCCCGAAGCAUUCCGCGCUAUUGGCCUCAACGACCAGCAGAUCCAAGCCCUCGUCGAGGUUGGCCAGACCGAGUUCUCUCACGCCUCCUUCCUCCAGGGCGCCAUUGCCCAGGCUGGUGCCUCUCCCGUCCAGCCCUGCCAGUACAACUUCCCCUUCACCGAUGCUGCCGGCAUGAUCCAGCUCGCCGCCAUCCUCGAGAACGUCGGUGUCGGUGCCUACCUCGGUGCUGCUCAACUCGUCGCUGACGCCGGUAUCCUCACCGCUGCCGGAUCCAUCCUCACUGUCGAGGCCCGCCACCAGACCCUCACCAGGACGAUCCAGUCCCAGAUCCCCGUUCCCCAGGCUUUCGACGCUCCCCUCACUCCCCGCAUGGCUGCCUCGCUCGCGAUUCCCUUCAUCGCCUCGUGUCCCGAGGGCUCCAACCUCGCCAUCCAGCCCUUCCCCACGCUCACCCAGGUUCAGCCCGCCGCCGGUGCUCCCGUCACCAUCAACUCUCAGAUGGUCUUCCAGGCCGACACCCUCGCCCAGUCCACGCACUGCGCUUUCCUCUCUGGCGGUCUCCAGCCCAACGGUGUUGCCUUUGCCGAGCUCGACGCCGCCGGUGCCUGUAUCGUUCCCCAGAACCUCGGUGGCAUCACUUACGUCGCCCUCGUCAACAACGCACCCCUCGACGGUACCGUUGCCGAGGAGAGCAUCAUGGCCGGUCCUGUCGCCAUUGUCGUCUCUUAA
Molecule: messenger RNA, 915 nt
Organism: Scedosporium apiospermum
Lineage: Eukaryota; Fungi; Ascomycota; Sordariomycetes; Microascales; Microascaceae
Product: Twin-arginine translocation pathway signal
Exons: 2
Coding region: 1-915 (304 amino acids)
Source: RefSeq, a predicted model, not a curated record